GCACCGGCCAUAAGAAGCGGCUGCACAGCCCCCGGCCCCCAGUGCAGCAGCAGCAGCAGCAGCAGCAGCAGCAGCAGCAGCAGCAGCAGCAGCAGCAGCAGCAGCAGCAGCAGCAGCACAAGGACGUUUCGAGCGCACAGGACCAUGUUCCCCGCCCGCCGCCUCCUCUUCCUCCUCCUCCUGCUGGCCCUGCACGCCGGGCCUGCCCAGGCUGCUCCGUGGCGAGCACGGGGAGGAGAUGAGGCUGUUGGCAACGAUUAUCCAGCUUCUUGGCUGGAUGCAGUUUCGGAGCCCUUGAGGUAUCCUGGAGCCCAGCCUGUGGGUGAAGCUGAUCCAGGUUCCCGUCUGGGUUCCAGGACCGAGCUCCCAGGACAUGCCGUGGAUGAUCACGCAGGAAGGACUUUUCAGGCUCCUCGGCAGCGUGCUGGGCUCCAGCCCGGCUGGCGUCGCAGGGGUCUUCCAAGACCAAGAAAUGAAGCUGAACGAGGUAAAAAGGCCCCAGAGCCAUCAAAACUCAUGAGGCAACUCCUGGACGAACUGCACAGAGCACACGAGAUGAACCGCGAGGCUGUGUGGAAGGAGGCGUUUCCAGAAGGAAGCCGCAGCUCCCUGCCAGGCUCUGGUGAAGCAGCAGAGGCGAUGCCAGCCGCUGGUAUGCCAGGGCUGUCAAGGCCCGGAGCUUACCAGCACAGCAGCGUAAAUGAAUCCCAUACGACGAACUCAGAUGUGGUUAACAAGGCAACCACAGGUGCUCCCAGUCCCCAGGGGAACACAAGUUUUUUCUGCCACGAAGUUAUGGGAAAGCACUGUGUCAUAUUCACAGUAGCAACCAUGAUUUCCAUACCACUGGCAAUAGUGUUCUUCUGUGUCGCAAUCUGGCAGUGGAGGACGGCUAAAAAGCUCCGCAGUGCAGAGGCAGCAGCCAGGCGGUCUGGAAUAUGGCAGCCGCCCCUCACUCCAGAAAAGAAGACCGGGCGCUGUGGCACUUCCGAGAGCACAUCACCGGCUGCCAAGCCGCAGUGGGAGCACAAUUACAUCAUCAGGCAACUUAUGGGCUUCAAGUCAGCUCGUCCGCAGUCCUCACCAGCCCUGCGUCCUUCCGGCCCAUCACCGGCUCUGCAGGGACAGGACCAGGAUGGUGCUCUGCAGCAUCAGACUGGCGUCAAGGAAGCACGUCCAGCCUCAUCGCCACUCCAACGUUCCUGGAACCCAUUCUCUGCUGACCUGAAGCUAAUGAAGCCAUGGAAAAAGCCCAAUGUCAUCCAGCUCCCAUAGUGCUGCUGACAAGUGCCUCCACUAUCCCCACAGUUUCCCAAAUAAAGGGGACUGAUCUGUU
Messenger RNA from Columba livia (rock pigeon), 1336 nucleotides. RefSeq lists its product as uncharacterized. NCBI's taxonomy places the organism in Eukaryota, Metazoa, Chordata, Aves, Columbiformes, Columbidae. Bases 145 to 1275 code for a protein of 376 amino acids. The record is from RefSeq and is a predicted model, not a curated record. The transcript has 10 exons.